This is a messenger RNA of Porites evermanni, 1932 nucleotides long. NCBI's taxonomy places the organism in Eukaryota, Metazoa, Cnidaria, Anthozoa, Scleractinia, Poritidae. The record is from the annotation of a GenBank genome assembly.
AUGAUCGAGUACUGCAAAUCGGAUGUGGCUCUGUUGAAAGCGGGGUGUGAAGCCUUUCAACAAGAAUUCGAACGGCAGGCUGGUUUCAAUCCCAUGGCCAAAUGCAUCACCAUCGCCAGUGCCUGCAAUCUGUAUUGGCGCAAGCACCAUUUGACCCCCGACACCAUUGCCGUCGAACCUCUGGGGGGUUGGCGAGGGGCCCAAGUCAACCAAUCCCUCAAGGCCCUGCAAUGGCUCUAUUACCAAGAACACCUCCUUCCCAAGCAGGGGGCCUGUGCCGAACGCAUUCGACACGUCCGUAACGGGGGCGAACAGUCCGUCCGAACCAUCGUGAACAGUUAUUUCGUCGAUGGGUACGAUCCUCUGACCCGCACUGUCUACGAGUUUCAUGGCUGUCUCUACCAUGGCUGUCCCCGCUGCUAUCCCAACCGAUCCGUCAAGCAUUAUGCGGUGCCGGACCGAAGCGUCGAAGAUCUGUAUCAGGCCACGCUCUCUAAACGCAUGGCUCUGCUCCGUGCGGGUUAUACCGUCCUAGAAAUGUGGGAGUGUGAAUGGGAUAAUUUGGUGCUCACCGAUGAAGCCGUCCAACGUUUCCUGAAGUCGUUCGAUCUCCCCCCACCCCUGGAACCUCGCGAGGCCUUUUUUGGGGGUCGCACCGGCGCGGUGGCCCUGCAUGCGGUGGCUGGGGAGGGUGAGGAGAUACGCUAUGUGGAUGUGACCUCCCUGUACCCGUGGGUGAACAAGAACUGCCCUUACCCCAUUGGUCAUCCACGGAGCAUCACCCAACCUGCAGACCAGUCCCUGGAUUCGUAUUUUGGUCUGGCGACCGUGGACAUUCUUUCCCCGGCUGGCCUAUUCCACCCCGUCUUGCCUGUGCACUGUGGCCAAAAACUCACCUUUCCUCUCUGCCGUGCCUGUGUCCAGGCGGAGCAAGCCCAACCCAUGUUGACCAGAACCCACUAUUGCCCUCAUUCGGACGCCGAUCGCAUGCUACGCGGGACCUGGUGCACGCCCGAGCUGGUUAAAGCCGUCGAAAAGGGGUACACCCUCAUCAAGAUCCGCGAAGUCUGGCAUUUUCCCCCCGAGCAACGCCAAACGGGUCUUUUCGCCAAUUACGUCAACACUUCGUUGAAGUUGAAACAAGAAUCUGCGGGGUGGCCCAGCUGGUGUCAGACCCUCGAGCAGAAACGAGACUAUAUUCUUCGCUACCAGGAACGGGAGGGCAUCCGACUGGACAUCGCCAGCAUUGCCAAAAAUCCCGGUCGCAAGGCCACGGCCAAACUGAUGUUGAACAGUUUCUGGGGUAAGUUUGGUGAGCGUAUCAACAGGCCCACCACCGUCACUGUCCAAACCCCCGCCCAAUUGUUCAGACUCAUCUCCGAUGCUGCUCUCGAUAUCAGCACUCUCCGCCUCUGUACCGACGACAUCCUAGAGGCUGUCUACACCAGUGUCCAAGACAAUGCCGUCAAAGGCACCAAGACCAAUAUCUUUGUGGCGGCUUUCACCACCUGUCACGCCCGGUUGAAACUCUACGAAUCCCUGGACAUCCUUCAACAGCAAGUCCUUUACUACGAUACGGACAGUGUGAUCUACCGAUGGCGUCCGGGUCAACCCUCCAUCGCCACGGGCGAUUUUCUGGGGGACAUGACCGACGAAUUAGAUGGGGACGUCAUCACCGAGUUUGUUUCUGGGGGUGCUAAGAAUUAUGGGUACACGACACGACAGGGCAACGUGGUGUGCAAGGUACGCGGUUUCACUUUGAACGUCCGCGGCUCCGCCAUUCUCAAUUUUCACACGAUGAAAGACAAUAUUCUCUCGGAAUUAGACUCGCCUCAGGACUCUCGCCGAAAUUUGAACCUAGUCACCCCCUAUCAUUUUCACAGGGAUCUAGAAAAGAAACAAAUUCAAGUGGUUCCGCGCUUGAAGCAGUAA